Molecule: messenger RNA, 3971 nt
Organism: Labrus bergylta (ballan wrasse)
Lineage: Eukaryota; Metazoa; Chordata; Actinopteri; Labriformes; Labridae
Gene: mcamb
Product: melanoma cell adhesion molecule b
Cellular component (GO): presynaptic membrane
Source: RefSeq, a predicted model, not a curated record
CUCCCCUCUUUCUGUCUCACACAGUUUUCCAGGAGGACCAGACUCUCUCAACUUAUACUCACACGCAUUAAAACACACCUCAGCACAGACAACCGCUGUACAGACCUUCAACCAUGGCUGUACGGACCGCUUCCUUCCUGCUCUUCGGACUUUUUGUCACCUUUCACACCUGGGGAGCAUGGGCGGACAUGGAGGUGAACAUGGAGGACAGAGUAGAGGUUUACAAGGGAGACACAGCUCAGAUCACCUGCAUGUUUACAUCGUCUGAAGGCAUCGGCAACACAAUAAUUCAGUGGUUUUAUGUGACAGAAACAGGUGAGAGGCAGAAAAUCUACUAUCAGGACUCCAUGUCGCAGAUAGUAGACCGGGCCACACGGUUUACAGAUCGGAUCAGUGUGAACGGAACUGGAGCCACAGGAGAGGUGGUGCUGACUAUACGUGAUGUGCAGCUUGCAGAUGGAAGAGAAUUUAUCUGUCUGAUCAAAAACUUAACAGACGAUUCAAAAGGGAGCACACAGCUGAAAGUGUUUGGAACACCAGACCUUCCCACCAUCGAGGGUGUGCAGACGGGGAUCUCAGUCAACGAAGUUAGCCCAUCAAAGAUUGGGACCUGUGAGGUUAAAAAUGGAUUCCCCAGGCCCAACAUCACUUGGUACAGAAACAACACACCACUACAGAGUGUCCCAGAUGAGGUGGAAAUAGUGCCCAGUGUCACCUCUGAAUCCAGUGGUCUGUUCUCAGUGAAAAGUGAGCUGAACUUGAAGGUGGUGAAGGAGGACAAAAAUGAUGAGUUCUACUGCGAGGUAUCCUACUUUGUUCCUGGAGGAACCAGGAUGACUGAGACUCACAGGAUAAACAUCUCUGUAUUCUACCCCCCCACAGCUGUCAAUGUUUGGGUGGAGUCACCAAAAGGAAAUAUCAAAGAAGGAGACUCGAUUGAGCUUCAUUGUGAAGACAAUGGGAAUCCUCCAUCCUCCAUUAUUUCAAUCAAGCGUUUUGAAGAAAACAAUAGUGAUGGCCAGUCCCUUGACGGUGAGGUGUUGGUGCUGAAUAAUGUCACCCGUCGCGAUAGCGGAGUUUAUCAAUGUACUUCCAUUGACUCAGACACCUUCCAGUCCAUUUCUGGAAACGUCUCAGUCUUUGUCCACUUUCUCGAUGCUGCUGUGGUGAUCCCUCAAGACACUAUUGUUGUCGCUAUGGGUGAGGAGUUUAAAGCUACCUGCAACGCCCUCUCCUCUCUGAAGACUCAAGCAGAGUGGUUAAAGGAUGGAGAGGUCGUUUUUAAGGGUCACACUUUGACUGUGAAAGAUGCUACGUUUGACAAAGCAGGGAUGUACGAGUGUGUGGUGACUGUUCCUGAAAUUGAAGAGAUGAAAACCAGUGGGUCGAUUUUCGUAAACGUCAAAGGACCACCAGAGAUCUUGAAGCCUGACAACACAGAGAUUGAGAGUUAUGACACAACAGUAGACCUGAGCUGCAUGGUCCGAGGUUUCCCGGCUCCCAAAAUUAUCUGGAGCACCUCGGAUGGACAGGACCUUGAGAUGGCUUCAGAGAUGAUGACUGAGGAUGGACUUCAGAGCAGGGUCAGUAUCCAGGUCACCUCUGACAUCACUGCUUCUUGCAACGCCUCCAACGACCACGGCACAGACGCCUUGACCUUCAACAUUAAAACCCCUGUUAACACAACCCCACCACCAGUCACUACAACUACAACCAUUCCUACUACUACUACUACCACUACCACUACCACUGCCACUACCACUGGCACUGCCACUGCCACUACUAUUUCCUCAGCCACAGUCAAAGCUGAAACAGCAAUCCCACCAAAGAAAAUAAGGAAAGAGGGCAGUGGUGUUAUCAUUGCAGUCAUCAUAAUCUGCAUCCUACUGCUGGCCAUCCUUGGCAGUGUGCUCUACUUCCUCUACAAAAAGGGCAAAAUCUGUGGAAGGUCUGGCAAGCAGGACCUCACCAAGGACAAGUCGAACAAAGAUAACAUUGUGGUGGAGAUGAAGAGUGAUAACACUGAGGAAGCUGUGUUGCUCGGGGUCAACGGAGAAAAGCAGUCUCCCAAUGAGCAGUAAAGGGUGGUGCAUACCUGGACGUGCAGAAAUGAUGAGUUGACACAGACCCGCUGCUGCCUUCACGCUUUUACCACAGUUCCUCAUCCCAGAGUUACAUCAUGGAAAUGCUCUGCCUGUCAUAAUGGACAACUAAGAAUCGAAUUAUUCCAAGCUGCAGUCAUAGCUUACAGCUCGUCACGUCACAUUUCUGUCUGAGUGCAACCUUAGCUUUCAUGGCAGAUGAUCUGAGCACUUCAUGACAGAACUCUGCCAUUCGACCUUCAAACCUUUCGACUGUCUUCUGGGAUUCUCCCUCACGUGAGCCUUGUAUACUGCUGAUUGUCUGUAGAACAAUAGAACACAACAUGACCAGGGACUGUUUUUUAUAUCCAACUACACUUCACCUCAGACACAGAGCUCACUGAAGAGCAGCCUGACAUAGCUCUUUAUCAAGUGUACAUAUUAUAAUCUAUGUAUAUAUUUCUUUAUUUAAAAUAACACCUGAAAAAAACAACCAAAAAGAAAUGACCAGACAGUGUUUUAUUUUGUUUUAGUGGUUUAUAUGAAAGAUGUCUUUUAUUUUUAGGGGACUUUUUUUUUUUUUUAACUUGUUUUUGUUCUUUUUGUUUCCAGUUUUGCCUAAGUCUGUACACUGAACUUGUGAAGGUGGAGUCAGUGGCAUUUUUCAUUGCAGUUGUUAACGCAACAUUCAAACUAGGCCCCUCCUCCUGUGAUCAUAUUUCCUGCUCCCCGCCCAGAAACAACCAAAACAUCAAAAUACUAGCAGAGGACAGGGUCUCUGCAGACACAGUCACCACCAUGGAGGCCCAUAAGGGAUCUCUGAUUAAAAUGACUUUUGUAUUAGUCAAUGUUUAAAUUUUUUUAGGAAAAAGCUACUGACUCUGUCUUUAAGGGAUGGUGUGACGCCUCCCCCUACAUCCAGUUACAACCUCACCAAAGUGUGAACUUUUAACUCUGAAAACAAACAUGCAGGUAAUUUAGUCACAUUAUUCAAAUUUUAAGCUAACACUAACUUCUGUAGUCUCCCCAGUUUGUGUAGUUUUUAAUUGAAAUGUGUAGCUUAACAAUUUCUUCAUUAUUUGACAUGGGUUUUGUUACCUUUAUUUUUUGUUUCAACUUUGUUGUGUCUCUUCUUCUCUGUUGUUCUGUAUGUGUUUGAGUGACAUUUCAAACAGCCAGGUGAAAAGGUUACAGAUGCCUUAAUAAUUCAAUGAAAGCCUUUGGAAAUAUCAGCAAACCCAACAAUUUUGUAUUGCUGGUUAUGUUUUUAUUUAAUCUUAUGUGCACUGAUUUCUUUGUGUUCUUCUUUGUGAGUUUGUGCUUCUUUAAUGUGAAGCUGUUGAAUUUUUGUGACAUUAUUCAGAUAAAAUUGUGUAGCCUAGGUUUGUUUAUUUUAUUAUUUUUAAAAGAGGAAUGACAAGGGUAGAACAAAGUAUUGGUCCCUGAUAGAAAUUGUUUGCAGCAUGAAAUUUACCUCCUCAGUAGACCAACUGCAUUUCUGUUUAGUUACUUCUGGUUUUAACUUGAAAUAAACAUUUGGAUCCCAGAGAAACUCAGACUCACCCUCACAUGGGAAACAAAUGUGAAUAAAGUAUGCGACUACUAAGGAGGGGAGGACGCCAUGAGACUCCAUGCAUGCAAAUUAAGUUAAUAGACAAUCAACAUGUGCAGGUAUCAUCCAAACAUACCCUGUGAUAGUCUUUGUUUGUCUGCUGUUUUAAGAUCAACCACUGUUUAUUGGUUUCAGUUUUUUUUAAAGUCUUUUAAAUGCCUUUCAUGCCUUGUAAAUGUAAAAGAAAUGCCACUGAUGAAAUUCAAGCCAAUUUCCUGAAAAAUUCACUGCAGUUUUUUGAAAGUAUACCAAAUAAAGAUUGACUGUUGAAUGACAAA